AAACCAUGAAUAUUUCCAUUGUACAAAAAAUGUUAGCAUGUCUACCAUAAUCUCUCUAAUCUUUCACUCUCUAUCUAAUUAAGUAACUAUAUUAAUUUUACGAACAUAAUUAUGAUGGGCAGAAAUUUGGCUAGGAUUGCGUUAGUGGUGCUAUGCUUGGCAGUGCGAAGCUUAGCAACUGUGUACACAGUGGGUGACUCGAGUGGAUGGACAAUUGGGGUUGAUUAUGGCACUUGGGCUGCUUCUAAGACAUUCGUCGUUGGUGAUAGCCUAGUGUUCAAUUAUGGAAGUGGACACACAGUGGAUGAAGUAAAGCAAAGUGACUACAAAACAUGCACAAUUGGGAAUUCAAUAAGCACUGACAACAAAGGCACUACUUCAAUUCUACUCCAAACUCCUGGGACACAUUUCUUUAUUUGUGCUAUUUUAGGUCAUUGUGGUAGUGGCAUGAAACUUUCUGUUAAUGUCUUAGCUUCUGGUUCUCCUUCUACUUCUCCUACUACUUCUACUACUGCUGCUCCUUCCACUACACCUACCACCACCACCGGCGUCUAUCCCACCACCGCCUCCGGUACCACGCCAUAUAUGAUCCCAGAUUCGGCCUCGUCUUUGAGAAGUAUUACUAGCUCUAUUCAAGGUGGGCUUGUUUUGUUUGUGGUUGUAUUAGUGAAUUUUGUUCUGUUUUUGUGAUUUUGAUGUGUAUUUAAUUAUUGUUGGUUCUUAUAGCCAGGUUAGAGGCAGUGCUUUUUCUAUUUUUAGUUAAGUAUUUACUUUAUUGUAAGAUAUUUUUAUUUGCCUAAACAAAUCAAUAUUUUUACUUUUCUUUUAGAUGGAAAUAUUUGUUGAUGAAUUAUUAAGAAAUUGGUAUGAUUAGUUCGUUCAUGUGU
Molecule: messenger RNA, 887 nt
Organism: Chenopodium quinoa (quinoa)
Lineage: Eukaryota; Viridiplantae; Streptophyta; Magnoliopsida; Caryophyllales; Amaranthaceae
Product: blue copper protein-like
Exons: 2
Coding region: 112-690 (192 amino acids)
Cellular component (GO): plasma membrane
Molecular function (GO): electron transfer activity
Source: RefSeq, a predicted model, not a curated record